Molecule: messenger RNA, 1062 nt
Organism: Eimeria tenella
Lineage: Eukaryota; Apicomplexa; Conoidasida; Eucoccidiorida; Eimeriidae
Product: dopey, N-terminal domain-containing protein, putative
Exons: 4
Source: RefSeq, a predicted model, not a curated record
AUGCAGGAGCUGUUUCGACUUUGCUGCUUCAUCGGCUCCCGCUGCUUCUCCCACAGAGUGGGAGCAGCAGCAAAUCCAAAUGCUUUUGAUGUAACUCCGCCGCUGCCACCUGCCGUGGAUUUGCUGAACCAGGCUCUGGCUGUUGCUGCUGCUCCUGCUGCCGCUGCUGCUGCGCCUGCUGCUGCUGCGGCCACGGGAGACGCCAGGGAGGACUUCGCAGCGCACAGCGCUGCAGCAGCGCAGCCGCCCACCGCACCAACAGCAGCAGCAGCAGCAGCAGCAGCCGUGGCGCCGGCUGAAGGCAUUGCAAGCAGCAGCAGCAGCAGCAGCAGCAGCAACGGGGAGGCCGCGCUGCUGCAGGAGCUGCGGCGACGUCUGGUGCUGCAGCUGCAGCCACCCUCCCUGCGGGCCCCGUGCUGCAUUGCAGAAGCAAAUAAAGAAAUUGCCAAACGGAAGCUUUUAGCUGCUGUGGCUUCUCCCACAGACCCUGAAGAAGUUGCUGCUGUUUUUGGCCUUGCUGCGCUGCUCAUGCAGUGUGCAGAUCUGAAGCAGCUCAACAGAAGAAGUCCUUUGUCUGCUCUUUUUCUUCAAACCCUAACAGAUGAGCUGCAGGGCAGUCUCGCCCAGGCCCUGAGCAGCGCCGCCCCGCAGGGUUUCAUCUCCCGCUAUUUGCUGCUGUCGCUCUUUGAGUGGCUGCCGCUGCGGCUAUUCCCAGGAGCAGCAGGGCCGCUGCGGCGGCUGCUGCUGGAGGAGCUGCAGCGGCAGCAAGUGCUGCAGAGCGACCGCAGAACCCUCAGGGCUUUGGGUGCUGCUUUGGGCGCAGCUCUGGCAACAGAAACAGCAAAGUUGGAUGCCAUCAUGCCUCCCCCAAACGCCGGGGUGUUUGUGUCUCGGGAGCGGGAAGCCUCUGGGCGAGUGGCCCACAUGAAGCGACUAGCCUUUUUGCUGCUGGCAGCUCCCGAGGGUUUCUUUACUGCCCAUGUGGCUUUGCUGCUGGAGAGACUCACUGAGGCGCUCAAACCCUCCUACCCUGCUGCAGUCUCCGUCGAAAUCACCAUUCAG